Molecule: messenger RNA, 618 nt
Organism: Belonocnema kinseyi
Lineage: Eukaryota; Metazoa; Arthropoda; Insecta; Hymenoptera; Cynipidae
Exons: 1
Coding region: 1-618 (205 amino acids)
Source: RefSeq, a predicted model, not a curated record
AUGACGUGCAAUCUUAAAUGGACUGAUGUUGUCAAAAACUUACUUCUUUGUCAAAUAGCUGCUAAUAGACCAGAUGUAUGCAAAAGGGUAUUCAAUUUAAAAAAGGAUUAUUUGGUUGACCUCGUCAGACAAAAACUGUUUGGUGAAGUGAUGGCUUACGUUUAUACGGUCGAAUUUCAAAAACGUGGACUACCUCAUUUUCAUAUGUUGGUAACGCCCAAACAAAAUUCUAAAAUAACAAAUCCCAACACUGUGGGUCAGUUCGUGUCAGCUGAAAUCCUUGAUCCGAAUGUGAAUAAAAAAUUACAAGAAAUGGUAAUGAAACACAUGAAUCAUGGUCCUUGCGCUGAUUGGUGUAAAGUGAAAGGAAAAUGCUCGAAGCGUUUUCCAAAAUCUUUCCAACAAGAAACGACCAUGGAUAAAAGUGGUUAUCCACAGUAUCAUCAGAGGGAUACUGGCAUUCUUUACGAGAAAAAGGGGAGUUUUGUGGUUGAUUACCGAAACGCUGUUCCAUAUUCUCCCACCUUAUCCACUGUCUUAAAUUGUCAUGUGAAUGUGGAGGUUGUUUCGUCAAUCAAUGCUGUCAUGUACAUAUAUACAAGUACGUUUAUGAAGUAA